GCGUCUUCUUCCCCUCCUCCUUCCAUCAUCCACUCGUCUCCUCUUCAUCCUCUAUUUCUCCUCGUCCGGUUGAUUGCCGGGCUUCUCCCUUCCUUAAUUUCCUUCAGAUUGAACUGCCACAAUGAGAGGCGAGAUUCUUCACCUUCACAUCGGCCAGGCUGGUACCCAGCUGGGUAACAGCGCCUGGGAGCUCUACCUCCUCGAACACGGCCUGAACCCCGAAGGCCGCAUCGACCCCGAGGCCAAGGACGUUGCUGAGGGCGGUUCCCAUGACACUUUCUUCACCGAGACCCAGGGCGGCAAAUACGUGCCUCGUUCCAUCUUCGUCGAUUUGGACCCCUCUCCCAUUGAUGAGAUUCGCACCGGCGCUUACCGCCAGCUUUUCCACCCCGAAUACUUGAUCAGCGGAAAGGAAGAUGCCGCCAACAACUAUGCCCGUGGUCACUACACUAUUGGAAAGGAAUUAGUGGACAACGUGGUUGACCGCAUCCGCCGUGUCGCCGACAACUGCUCCUCUCUCCAGGGCUUCUUGGUCUUCCACUCGUUCGGUGGUGGUACUGGUUCCGGUUUCGGUGCUCUCCUCCUCGAGCGUAUUGCGACUGAGUACGGCAAGAAGUCCAAGCUUGAGUUCUCCAUCUACCCUUCCCCUCGCGUGUCUACCGCCGUCGUCGAGCCCUACAAUGCCGUCCUGUCUACCCACAGCACUAUUGAGAACUCCGACUGCACCUUCCUGGUUGACAAUGAGGCCGUCUAUGACAUUUGCCGCCGCAACCUGGACAUUCCUCGCCCCGGCUUUGAACACCUCAACCGCCUGAUUGCCCAGGUUGUCAGCUCCAUCACUACCAGUCUGCGGUUCGAUGGAGCCCUUAACGUCGAUCUGAACGAGUUCCAGACCAACCUGGUUCCUUACCCUCGUAUCCACUACCCUCUCAUCUCCUACGCUCCCGUCGUGUCCAGCAACCGCAGCUCCCACGAGAGCUUCAAGGUUCAAGACCUGACCUUCCAGUGCUUCGAGCCCAACAACCAGAUGGUCGUCUGCGAUCCUCGCAACGGCAAGUACAUGGCGGUUGCGCUCCUUUACCGUGGUGACGUCGUUCCUCGCGACUGCAACGAUGCCAUCGCUCAGCUCAAGGCCAAGGCCUCCUUCAACCUGGUCGAGUGGUGCCCGACCGGUUUCAAGCUGGGUAUCAACUACCAGAAGCCCAUGCGCGUGCCCGGUGGCGAGCUGGCCCCUGUCGACCGCUCCGUCAGCAUGCUCUCCAACACCACCGCCAUCGCCGAGGCGUGGGCUCGUCUGGACCACAAGUUCGACCUCAUGUACUCCAAGCGUGCCUUCGUCCACUGGUACGUCGGCGAGGGUAUGGAGGAAGGCGAGUUUUCCGAGGCCCGCGAGGAUCUGGCUGCGCUUGAGAAGGAUUAUGAGGAGGUGGCCAGCGACGGCCUGGACGAGGUCGAGGAGGGCGAGUACUAGAACAUGCGCCGGUGAUGCCUUUUUGCAACCGUUCGUGUUUACAUAUUGCUCCUUCGUGUGUCUGUUUCCGCGUCUGAAUAUAUCCAAUCGCGCCCCCCUUUUUUAUGACAGCCUGUCCAUCUCUCCCGCG
Messenger RNA from Penicilliopsis zonata CBS 506.65, 1601 nucleotides. RefSeq lists its product as hypothetical. Gene Ontology annotation, cellular component: cytoplasm; microtubule. The transcript has 7 exons. Gene Ontology annotation, biological process: microtubule cytoskeleton organization; mitotic cell cycle. Gene Ontology annotation, molecular function: GTP binding; structural constituent of cytoskeleton. The coding region runs from base 122 to 1471 and encodes 449 amino acids. Lineage: Eukaryota; Fungi; Ascomycota; Eurotiomycetes; Eurotiales; Aspergillaceae. The record is from RefSeq and is a predicted model, not a curated record.